Styela clava is the source of this 1626-nucleotide messenger RNA. RefSeq lists its product as uncharacterized. The record is from RefSeq and is a predicted model, not a curated record. Lineage: Eukaryota; Metazoa; Chordata; Ascidiacea; Stolidobranchia; Styelidae.
UUGCGCCCUGAGCCGCACUAUAAUGUGGAUGGCGAGAAACACCCCCAACCUGAACCCCAGUAUAUUGCGGGUAAAAUAUGACGUCAUAUCUCCGCUUCAACGGGCACGAGGCAUACGAUCUUGGUAUCAAUCGUUAGUGUGUUUCGAGCCCGUUAUUAUGAGCUAUCGCUCGAACCAUUCGAGCGUAUUGGGCGAUUUAAAGGGUGUUCCCCUUUUUUGAUAUUUUUCUGCUUUUUUCUCUGCAGUUGUAUGUUUGUUCAUUGAAAAUUGAAGCUCGUAAACCACCAAAAAUAGCUAGGGAACAUUCGUUCUUUGUUUUGAGACUUCAGAGUAGACUUUGGACUAUUCAUUUGUCGUCGACACAGGGAAUAGUGUUUAUGACUGCGGACGAGAGUCGUCUUUUUAUUAUUGUUAUGCAGUUGAUUUCGGUUCUAAAGGGAUAUUGUUAUAUAAGACGUAUUUGUAAGUUUAUUAGGAUUCUGGUAGCUAUAAAUCAGACAAGGUACCGUAAUGGAGAGUGAGAGCGAUUUUGAUGCAAGUUCUGGUGACGAGUGGGAAGAGACGAGUGAGUCAUCUAGCUCCGAUGAAGAGGUUGUCCCAGUCCCGGCUAGGCGCUAUGCUGCAAGCACUGAAGAUGUACCAGCUGAAGCAGCAGCGUCAACGGGCGGAAUGUUCGGAGCUUCGAGCCCUCGGCGAUCACGAGUUUGCAGGGUGUGUUCUGAACGGGACAAAAGAGAAAGAGAAGGCAGUAGCAGAAAAUUGAAACAAAAAAGGUCUUCAUAUUGGUGUGAGAAAUGCCAGGUAACACUUUGUGUUACCCCGUGUUUCGAGAAGUUUCACACCCUCCCAAACUAUUGGGAAUAGGAAUCAAAACUUAUGUGCAAUAUUGUGAUGUUGACUUUAUCAGAGACUGUGAUUUUUGUUGACUUUGCCAGAGACUGUGAUUUUUGUUGACUUUGUCAGAGACUAAUUUUUCUUUUUACGUGCACCAAGGUGUUUUAUGUACAUACUGUGUAAUUCUUCAUUUUCGCUAUUAUUAUUUCGUAUGCACACUUUCUUUUCACAUUGUUUUUCACCACUGUUAUUCACAUUCUUUCAAAACUGACUGAAUUUAAUUUUUUUGUGUCAUUUUUUACUCGUAUGUAAAUAUAAAUAUCUGAUUUUUCAAAAACAAAAUUUUCAAUUUUUUCGAAAAUUUCUGCCAUUUACCUGAAAUUCAUCAGCCUACCAUGACAAUUUCAUGUCAGUUAGAGAAAAACUGCAAAUUUUCCCAAUAAGGUUACACCUCUACCCUUCUUGUGAGUAAGUUUGAUAUGUGUAGUGUUUAUAGUUUGUGUGUGAGUAUUUUGUCUUUGAAAGUGGUCAUUUUAGUCAUAUUUCGGACGAAAUUUGAGAGCCGUAAAAAGUGUGUCAAAGCUGAGCCAUGCCACUGGCUUGCUGUUAGAACAGGUGUGAAAAACUUAGUUUCCUGGUGCUGUGCUUGGAGUUGCCUUUCAAAAAAACCAAGAACUGUAGGGAUUGGGCCUAUGGUUAGCUUUUGACAAUUUUUUAAAGUUUGUGAAUUUUGUUCGAAAACGCCAGGAAUAUAGUGUUUUUUCGAUAUCGCGGUCCAGGGCAGAAAGAGUU